Messenger RNA from Spea bombifrons (plains spadefoot toad), 4444 nucleotides. RefSeq names its product insulin receptor substrate 4 (gene IRS4). Gene Ontology annotation, molecular function: phosphatidylinositol 3-kinase binding; insulin receptor binding. Gene Ontology annotation, biological process: insulin receptor signaling pathway. Gene Ontology annotation, cellular component: plasma membrane; cytosol. The coding region runs from base 653 to 3913 and encodes 1086 amino acids. Lineage: Eukaryota; Metazoa; Chordata; Amphibia; Anura; Pelobatidae. The transcript is spliced from 2 exons. The record is from RefSeq and is a predicted model, not a curated record.
UCCCCACCCUGUAACCGACUCUCCUCAGACUGUUGUUUACUUCUCCUCACAACCAGGCUAUAGUUUCCCGCCCACAGAUGGGGCAGUCUCAAUAUAGUUCUGACCAAUCAAAGCGCGCCAAACCCUAACUGGGUCCACAAUGGCAGCCAAUCGGGCUCCUCUGUGCUCCGCCUCCUUACUACUGUCCGUCUUCCAGCAGACAGACGUGGUCCUCCCCUUCAGCCACCAAUCAGAGACCUGUUUACAUGCCACAGCGUGAGUAAAAUGAAGGCGGAGCGGGGCUCGGAGAUCACAAGUUCGGCCCAUUUUAAGUGACGUUUUCAUUUUAACGCGUCACUAUUGGUUGGGGAGUUUGUCAUUGAUUCCGAUAGUCCAGGUGACGCAGGCGGGCGGGGUCACGUGUUGUUUUCGCCGUGCCGCUCUCCCUCGCCCGCUGUAGUCUGUCUGCGGUGUGUGUACGCGGCGGGAGGACUCGUUGCCUGUUCGGGAAGAAGGAAAUUCCCGUCUACAUCAUGAACGUCCCAUAAUAUUUACUUCGUUUAACGCAGCAGUGCGCGCUUUAAUUCAUUCACUGUGUGCGGAAAGCAGCCGGCGCUCGUCACACGCCGCAGUCGAGAGGCCAACAGAGGGGCUCUCCAACCCCCCCCCCCACAUGGCGGGUGUCCUAAACGAAGAGGACAAAUCCUGUCGAGCUACUGCAGCAAUGAGGGUACUACCGCCGCCUCCCGCUCCUGUCCAGCAGUGUGCUGAGGAGAACGGCUAUCGGCGGCUGUCCGGACCGGUGCUAUCGCAAGUGCAAGAGGAGUGUGUGACCGAUUCGUCUGCCGCAGCGCUUACCUCCGCGCCGGGGGAGGACGAUGUGAGGAAACGCGGCUACCUGAGGAAGCAGAAACAUGGCCACAAGCGGUACUUCGUGUUGAGGAGUCAGAGCCAUCUGGGUCCUGCCCGACUGGAGUAUUACGACAACGAGAAAAAAUUCCGGAGCUCCCAGAGGGCAGGCGGAGGUGCCGGGUGCCCCCCUAAGAGGGUCAUUCCGCUUUACCUGUGCUUUACCGUGAGCCGCAGGGCGGACGCCAAGAACAAGCACCUGCUGGCCCUGUACACCAAGGAUGAGUACUUCGCUAUGGUGGCAGAGAGCGAGCAGGAGCAGGACGCCUGGUACCAAGCCCUCAGCGAGCUCAUCAACGAGAAUAAGAAGGCCUGCCUGGACACCGAGGAGCUGGAGGAGAACUACGGGGCCCUGAGAGCCGGCACUCUCUUCAAGGAGGUGUGGCAGGUGACCGUGAAGCCCCGGGGUCUGGGGCAGGCCAAGAACCUCUCCGGAGUGUACAGACUGUGCCUGUCCAGCAAGGCAGUGCACCUGGUCAAGCUGAACUCCGACGUGGCCUGCGUCCACCUGCUGCUUAUGAACAUCAGGAGGUGCGGGCACUCGGAGAACUACUUCUUCAUAGAGGUGGGUCGCUCCUCGUCCACGGGGGCCGGAGAGCUGUGGAUGCAAGUGGACGACUGUGUGGUGGCCCAGAACAUGCAUGAAACAUUCCUGGAUACCAUGAAAGCCUUAAAAGCCUACUCGGAGUUCAGGCCCAGAAGCAAGAGUCAGUCAUCUGGCACUAACCCUAUCUCUUUUAUUACAACCAGGAGGUAUCUGGGCAACCUGCCUCCCAGCCAGACAGGCCUGCAGAGAAGGUCCAGGACAGAGAGUGUGGUGGGCACCCCCCCAACAUCAAAGAACAACGCUUUCCGGUUUAGGACCUCCAGUGAGGGUGAAGGUACAAUGACCAGGCCAUUCAGGUCAGUAACUGGUAGCUUGAUCCAUUUAAAUACUGCACGGCUAAAUCUUGGCAAGCAGGAAGGUACCGGCAGGUAUGUCAGGGCACCUUUUAACUCUGGCUACCACUCAAGAUCUGCAUCCUUACCAGUCUCUCACUUUCCCUCUGCUACAAGUCCGAUAAGCGUUUGUUCCAGUAGUGGUCUUGGCUCUGCUUCUGAUACCCUUACCAGGCCGUCAAGUUCUUCUGUGUGUGGAUCUCCUAGUGAUGGGGGGUUUAUCUCAUCUGAUGAGUAUGGUUCCAGCCCUGGUGACAUAAGGUACUUUCGUGUAAGGAGCAAUACACCUGAUUCAUUGGGCAACACUCCCCCAAUUCAAGAGGAAAACACGCUCAGUGACUACAUGUCAAUGAGUGCCCAAAGCCAUCCUGAUGCUCAGGAUGAUUAUAUGGAAGGAGAUAAAAGUUUUAGGAAAAGGACAUACUCUUUAACUAAACCAAGCAAUGCCAUGCUGCAGCAAAAGCCACAUACAGCCGCUUGCUUAGAUGAAGACUCUGAAGAAAUUAACAAGCAGUUUUUAUACUCUGAAUCACCAAAGUUGAAAGACAACACUCAUCCUGAGGAUUACAGUAAUGGUAUUAUAGAUUCUGUUUGCAACCAAAGCAGGAGUAAAGCCACUGAUGAUGGUUACAUGCCAAUGAUGCCUUCUCAUUCACAUGACAACGACUAUUUACCAAUGGCUCCUAAAAAUGUGUCUGCACCAAAACAAAUAGUUAAUCGGUGUCCUCAGGUGGAAUCAAAAGGGUAUAUGAUGAUGUUUCCAAUUGCUAGUUCACCUGUUGGAAAUGUAGGUACAGGAAGUAUUACUAAGGGUAACCAGGAAAAGGUUACUAAUGGAGGUUACAUGGAUAUGUCAUAUGGAAACUCUUCAUCUGUCAAACAGACUGAUGCUAAUUUGACAAAUGGUUCCAGGGGGUUUAGCUCAUAUUUUUCUUUACCCAGAAGCUUUAAAAGUUCAUCUAAACAAAAUAGUGAUCACAGUGAGUAUGUUCCAAUGUCCUCCCCUGGUAAGUUACUUCAUGUAGGUAUGGACACUUUAAGUGAUGGCACUAAGGAGGCAACACCUAACGGUCUAUCUAAAGUAAGCAUAAAAUCUUCCAAUAUUACAGAUCAAGUUAGUGCUGCAAGGCCCAAUAAACUUUCGUUAGCCAUGAGAGGGAGCAAUACCAUACCAAGGAUGUUUGAUCAUUCUGCUUCUGGUGAACCCACCAGUCCUGGAGAGUAUAUAAAUAUUGACUUUAGUGAUAAGGCUAGUAGCACCCCAUAUUCAUUGUCUGCAGAAGGUUCCCCAUCUUCUUUGGGCUCAAGCUGUGACCAGAGACAAUCCCCCUUAUCUGACUACAUGAGUGUGGAUAUUGAUGUUCAGUCUCCAAAGGCAACAGCAGAACUGUCUAGCUCUCUAACAGACAUUUCAUCUUAUGCAUGCACAAUUGUUUCUAGAAUUCAGCCUAGUGCUGAGUAUGCUAAACUCCCAUGCGGCACAGCCUGUGUCAGCACCACAACAAACAGAAAUGAUGAUUACACUACAAUGACCUUCAAUAUGGCAAUGACUCCUCCAAGGCCCUUUUCUAAUGAGACAGAGAAUGGUACAAACAUUGACAGUCCUUCAUCUAUUGUGAACUGUUUGUGCAUAGAUGAGAUGUCACCCUUUCGUAGUAGUUUUCCUCCUCUUCCCAACCCUCCAUCUGAAUCCAUAGCUGGUCCUAAAGUUAUCCGCGCCGAUUCCCAAGGCCGGCGGCGGCACAGCUCUGAGACUUUUUCUUCUGCAAGCACAGUGACCACUUCCUCAUCCUGCUUCACUGAAAGUGGCAAAAGGCACAGUUCUGCUUCGUUCGACAACGUUUGGUUGAAACCAGAUGAGUGUUGUGGAGAACAAGAAAGUAAAAUGUCCAGGAAUUGCUCAACAGGGUUUCAGAAUGGCUUAAACUACAUCGCCCUGAGCAUGCAUGAUGGCGUCAGUGACUCUACGUCGCCUGCGUGUCACCAGCAUCCAAAUGGGAGCAGAAACUUGGAGAGCGGGGCUUAUGUCAGCAUUGACUUCUCAAGGUCUGACUGUUUGAAGUGCCCGGCCCUCAGAAAAGACUAAGAAUGUUGCCAUGGAAACCAAUAGAGAAGAAUGUGUCACCCCCAGCCUUUUCUGCUGGAAAACCCAAAUAAGGUGACUGGGAAAGACAGAACGCAGCGACAUAAAGCUCCAAGUCGUGUUGAAUUUCAAACGGAUUCGUCCCCUGCCCCCCCCCACACAUUAUAAAUGAACUGCCGUUUAAAGCUUAUUUAAUGUGUUUGCAAAGGAAUCCUAUUUUUCUUUUCGCGAUAUACAUAUUUUUACGAAAAAGGAUGAAUUUCUCAAGGCACGUCUUAAAAGUUUUUUUUGCGUAUGAAAGAUUGUUUUCGCAACGCGGCUCCGACAUGUAAAAUGGGGUAGAAAACGCUUCCAUGUCGCACUUUUGAUGCCGUUUUACUGCACAGGUCUGUUUUAUGAGCCUUUCAGAGAGGUGCCGCCCAGCGGAAGAAGACGACGGAGACUUUAAGGAAAGUGACUGCUUUGUGGUUGAUCUAUAUAUAAGUUCUAAUUUUCUGGUACAAAAAGAAUAUUAAAUAUGUAAAGUUAACAAAA